Messenger RNA from Corticium candelabrum, 1474 nucleotides. RefSeq names its product polyribonucleotide 5'-hydroxyl-kinase Clp1-like. Gene Ontology annotation, biological process: tRNA splicing, via endonucleolytic cleavage and ligation. Lineage: Eukaryota; Metazoa; Porifera; Homoscleromorpha; Homosclerophorida; Plakinidae. Gene Ontology annotation, cellular component: mRNA cleavage factor complex; nucleus. The record is from RefSeq and is a predicted model, not a curated record. Bases 99 to 1400 code for a protein of 433 amino acids. The transcript has 2 exons. Gene Ontology annotation, molecular function: polynucleotide 5'-hydroxyl-kinase activity.
UAAAUAAAUGCUGUGUACAUGUAGUAAACGCGUUGCUGCCACUCCUACGUGCGUGGAAUAGACGUUUGUGUUUUAACUUUAUUGAUCAGAGAGGGAAAAUGAUGAGACAGACAGGAGGGGCCCACACGGGGAAACCGGAAGCAGCAGAAUGGAGUUUGAACCGGGAGUCGGAGUUGCGCUUCGAAGUGGACACUCCCGUUAGCAUCAAACUACUGGAAGGAGUUGCAGAGGUGUUUGGCUCAGAGAUCCCUCCAAACAAAACCCUCACUUUUGACUCUGGGUCAAAGGUUGCUGUGUUUACUUGGCAUGGAUGUAAGGUGCAGCUUGAAGGGGAAGCGCAGCUUGCUUAUGUGUCUACUGAGACGCCUAUGAUUACGUAUUUGAAUAUACAUGCGGUGUUGGAAAAAAUGAGGGAGAAGGCUGAAACAUCGGGUGACGAUGGGCCGAGAGUGCUCGUUGUGGGAUCUACAGACGUUGGCAAAACAACUCUCUGCCGUCUCCUCCUUAACUAUGCCAUACGUUGGAAUCGUCGUCCUGUAUUUGUUGACAUCGACUGUGGCCAGAACUCAAUCUUAGUCCCCGGUACGAUUGGUGCUCUCCCGAUUGACAAGCCAGCAAGCAUCGAAGGAGGAGAAUUCGCAACGUCCGCACCUCUUGUUUACCAAUACGGAUGGAUAUCACCCGACAGCAACAAGCAACUCUACAAGGUGCUCAUCACAGAAAUUGCUCGGGUAGUCAGCGAACGAGCAAAGACGAUCGCAGAGUCGCGAAUAGGCGGAUGCAUAAUCAACUCAUGUGGUUGGAUUGACGGAUUUGGUUUCGAGGCGUUAGUACACGCGGCGAAGGCUUUCAGAACGAACGUCAUCCUCGUGCUCGAUCAAGAGCGUCUCUAUAACCAACUAAAAAUGGUGUUUGAUCCCAGUCGGGUGGACCAAGACGUACAAGUCGUUUUGUUGCCGAAAUCUGGCGGCGUAGUGGCGAGGAGCAAGGCGGCUCGACGCCAGAGUCGUGAUCAGUCAGUUUAUCGUUAUUUUUACGGCACGAGCCGAGAGCUGUUCUUUCCACACUCGUUUGACGUCAAGUUUUCUGAAGUUCAGAUCUAUAAGAUUGGCUCUCCGUCUGUGCCUGCGUCAUGUUUGCCGAUUGAUACAAAGCAAGACGAUCACGAAACGAAGCUUGUUUCCGUUGAUCCUAGUCCCGAUCUUUUACAUACGUUGUGCGGACUCAGUCUGGCGAACAGCCUCGACGAGGAUUUGGUUCGAACGAAUCUGGCCGGGUUUGUGUGCAUUACGGACAUCGACAUGGACAGACAAGUGUUUACUGCUCUAGCUCCUGCUCCGCAUCCCUUGCCUCGCCGUUUUCUUCUACUAAGCUCGAUACGAUUUAUGGACUUGAAAUAAAUCGGUAUUAUGUAUCCUUUGUGUUGUGUGUGCAUAUUAUGUAGAUACGAUGCAAUAGUGAAUGUAUUUCAAAU